This is a messenger RNA of Aspergillus terreus NIH2624, 1260 nucleotides long. Its product is annotated as putative lysyl-tRNA synthetase. The transcript is spliced from 3 exons. Bases 1 to 1260 code for a protein of 419 amino acids. NCBI's taxonomy places the organism in Eukaryota, Fungi, Ascomycota, Eurotiomycetes, Eurotiales, Aspergillaceae. Gene Ontology annotation, biological process: mitochondrial lysyl-tRNA aminoacylation. Gene Ontology annotation, cellular component: mitochondrion; cytoplasm. Gene Ontology annotation, molecular function: lysine-tRNA ligase activity; ATP binding; tRNA binding. The record is from RefSeq and is a predicted model, not a curated record.
AUGUGCAAUCUCCGCCAACUGGAGGGUGUCUCGUCGCCUGAGUUCAAGCAGCUCUACCGGCUCCUUCGCCGCGGCGAUGCUUUCUCUGUAACCGGUAAACCGCACCGUACGGGUCGGGGAGAGCUCACCGUCGUCGCCAGUGAGCUUCCGCGACUGCUGUCGCCGUGUCUGCAUGAUGUCCCGCUGGACGCGACGGCGCAUGAGAACUCGCCUUACCCGCGACAUGUGCAGUUCCUGGCCGACCAGACCACGGCCGAUAUCAUCCGGGCCCGGUCCGCCAUCAUCCAGUAUCUGCGACAGUUCUUUCUCGACCGGUCGUUCAUGGAAGUCAACACCCCGAUUGUGGCGUCGAUUGCCGGCGGCGCCAUUGCGCGGCCGUUCUAUACGGCGGCCACAGAGUUCCCCGAGCGCCAGCUAUCGCUGCGAAUUGCGCCGGAGCUGUGGCUGAAGCGGCUGGUCGUGGGAGGAUUUGACCGCGUGUUUGAGAUUGGGCCGUCGUUCCGAAAUGAAGGCCUCGACAAAACCCACAACCCCGAGUUCACGACCUGCGAGUUCUACCACGCCUACGCCAACCUGGAGGACCUCAUGUCCAUCACCGAGACGCUACUCUCCGGCAUGGCGGGGCACCUCCGCCAGCUCAACCCAAACGGCACCCUCCACCCUCCCGACGUCGACUUCACCGCGCCCUUCCGACGCAUCGACUUCAUUCCCGGCAUCGAAGCCAAGAUCCACCGCAAACUCCCUGACCUCGCCGCCGCCGACGCCCUCCCCCAGAUCAAACAGCUCUUCGCCGACCUCGCCCUCGAGCUCCCCGCGAACCCGAGCCUCCCGCGUCUGCUCGACGAGCUCUGCAGCACAUACGUCGAACCCGACUGCAUCCACCCGACCUUCAUCAUCAACCCGCCCGAGUGCCUCUCCCCACUGUCGAAAUCCUUCACGCACCCGACGACGGGCCAGCGCGUCGCCGCGCGCGGCGAACUCUUCAUCGAGGGCCGCGAGAUCGUCAACACCUACGAGGAGGAGAACUCGCCGUUCGAGCAGCGGCGCAAGUUCGAAGACCAGGUGCAGUACAGCAAGGAGGCUAACGAGGCGGAGGAGAUUGACGAGAGCUAUCUCGAGGCGCUAGAAUGGGGCUUGCCCUCGACGGGCGGCUGGGGCUGUGGCAUUGAUCGCUUGUGUAUGUUGUUCACGGGGGCGAAGCGCAUCGGCGAUGUGUUGCCGUUUGGGAAUCUGCGCGCUGUUACCCGGCGGAGCUGUUGA